Trichogramma pretiosum is the source of this 2361-nucleotide messenger RNA. It is a transcript of the gene Vha44, whose product is annotated as V-type proton ATPase subunit C. The record is from RefSeq and is a predicted model, not a curated record. The transcript has 7 exons. Gene Ontology annotation, molecular function: proton-transporting ATPase activity, rotational mechanism. Bases 350 to 1513 code for a protein of 387 amino acids. Gene Ontology annotation, biological process: proton transmembrane transport. Gene Ontology annotation, cellular component: lysosomal membrane; vacuolar proton-transporting V-type ATPase, V1 domain. Lineage: Eukaryota; Metazoa; Arthropoda; Insecta; Hymenoptera; Trichogrammatidae.
AUCUCAGCUGACGGGCUGCUAGUGAAGUGUUGGGUUGUCUGCGGUAGGCGAGCGAGUUCGCGUAUCGAUCGUGUUGUUCGUCCCAUUUUCUCGGGCCAUCGUGUGCAGUCGUCGUUUAUAAUCUUCAUUAAUCAGUGCGAUGUGCUUCGUGUCGUUGUUUAUUCAACAUUUUUAGUCAAUUUUCGUUAGAAACCCACCUAUUUUACAGCUGUGUAAGUAGCUUGGGUGCAGCACGCAGUACCAUAUUACCAUUCAGGCGUCCUGAAAUAGUGUGCGGAAAACAGAGAGAGAGAGAGCUUAGCCUCCUCAGCACUGUAUUAUUUACCAGCAAACAAAUAAUUGAUCCAAGAUGACUGAAUACUGGCUCAUCUCAGCGCCAGGUGACAAAACCUGCCAACAAACAUGGGAAACAAUGAACAAUUUGACUUCCAAGCAAAAUUCAUUGUCGAAUAAUUACAAAUUUCAUAUUCCUGACCUUAAAGUUGGAACCUUAGAUCAAUUAGUAGGUCUAUCGGAUGAUCUUGGAAAAUUAGACACUUAUGUUGAGCAAAUUACCAGAAAAGUAGCUGUAUACCUGGGAGAAGUUUUAGAAGAUCAAAGAGACAAGCUGCAAGAAAAUUUGAUGGCAAAUAAUUGUGAUUUGCCUACGUAUAUUACACGUUUUCAAUGGGACAUGGCUAAAUAUCCUAUCAAGCAAUCAUUGAGGAACAUUGCUGACAUCAUAAGCAAGCAAGUUGGACAAAUCGAUGCCGAUCUCAAAACGAAAUCGACCACUUACAAUAAUUUAAAAGGCAGCCUGCAAAAUUUGGAGAAAAAACAAACAGGAAGUCUUUUGACUCGCAAUCUAGCUGAUCUUGUAAAAAAAGAACAUUUCAUUCUUGAUAGUGAAUAUUUAACAACGCUGCUCGUAAUCGUGCCCAGAGCAAGCUUUCAAGAAUGGAAUACAUUGUAUGAAAAGUUGACAGACAUGAUCGUACCUAGAAGUUCUGUUCUCAUCACCCAAGAUCAGGAAUACGGUCUUUAUACUGUCACCUUAUUCAAGAAGGUUAUCGAAGAAUUCAAACUUCACGCUCGUGAAAAGAAGUUUAUCGUACGCGAUUUUACGUACAAUGAAGAAGAAUUAGCUGCUGGUAAAAAUGAAAUGACUAAACUCGUGACUGAUAAGAAGAAACAAUUCGGGCCCUUGGUACGGUGGUUGAAAGUCAAUUUCAGUGAGUGUUUCUGCGCUUGGAUUCAUGUAAAAGCUUUGAGAGUCUUCGUCGAGUCCGUUUUGAGAUACGGACUGCCCGUAAAUUUCCAGGCUAUCCUUUUACACCCAAACAAAAAGAGCACCAAGCGUUUGAGAGAUGUUUUAAAUCAAUUAUAUGCACAUCUCGAUUCCUCCGCCACUGCAGGCAGUGCUUCGGGUAAUCAAGAUAGUGUUGACAUUCCAGGCUUAGGAUUUGGACAAAGUGACUAUUUUCCUUACGUCUAUUACAAAAUUAAUGUUGAUAUGGUUGACAAUAAAGUUUAAUAAAGUUAUGUGCUUUGAAUAUCAUCAAAAAUUCACUAAAAAGGUUCUUCUGUCAUAGUUCAUGUGAAUGAUAGUUUAAUAAACAUCAAAAAACAAACUUUCUGAAUGUACUAUGUUAGUGAAGAAUAUUUUAAUUUAGCAUAGUAGCUUAUUUUUUUGCUAAAUGUUUGGAUGCCAAAGGCUUCACUUUUCAAUUCUUCUGAAACGAUUAAAUAUGAUGAGAGGAGAUAAUAUACAAGCAACUCUACUAUGCUAAAUUAAAACUUAUUUAUUAUUAAAGUGAAUUGCUCCUAUUAUUAGGCACUUGGUUUCUAAAAAGAAUAGUGUGUUUUGUCAUGCGCAUUCACUGUUAAGAUGUUAAUGUAAAUGGUUACAGUAAUUGUGUUCCAUCGCUGAAAAAGUUAAUUCCUGUAUAAAGUUUAAAUUACGUCAUUAAAAGAUACACAAAUUAAUAUAAAUUUUUUAUAUAUUAUACCAUAUACACACUGUUUAAUGAAGCAAAAUUGGGAACUUACUUUAUUUGAAGAUUCAAAAAAUCAAUACUCUUAGAUUGUCAGUAUCUGUUGCGUUGUCUAAAUUUUAUCAUUAAAAUUUUUUUUGGUCAAGAAGUUUUACUAGUAAAUCUGUGAAUAUAAUCUCAUCAUAAUCUUUUAAAGAUGAUUGUUUAUUUGAAUAAAUAUUGUAUUAUCGAAGACUCACUGUGCUUUGUAUUUUAUUUUAUUCACGUGUUGUAACAAAAAAUAUUUAUGUAUUAUAAGAAGAUUUUCUUUGAUCAUUGUUUAAUUUUAGUUCAGUGAAUUAAAAAUCGCUUACUUGCUGUGCAUAAUAAACUUUAUUUGCGAUAUCUA